Molecule: messenger RNA, 2495 nt
Organism: Rattus rattus (black rat)
Lineage: Eukaryota; Metazoa; Chordata; Mammalia; Rodentia; Muridae
Gene: Ubxn4
Product: UBX domain protein 4
Exons: 13
Coding region: 335-1858 (507 amino acids)
Molecular function (GO): protein binding
Source: RefSeq, a predicted model, not a curated record
CCUUCCUGAUACUUCCACUUCCUGGAGUCGGAACCUGAGGCUUCGCGGGGGCGCGCGCACACGGACUUACCUAGCAGACAAGGCACCGGGGCGCGCGACCCCUGACGAGGAGUGUUGUCACGUGACACAGGGGCGUGCUAUUCUUGCCUUGCGCGCUCCUGUGCGCGUCCCCAGGGGGCGGCUGUCGGGCGUACGGGCCAGCUGGGUCGUCAGGCCAGGGGCUAGGCUAGCCGGUGGUUGCCGGGGCCACGAGGCCAGAGAACGAGGAGGACGGGGUCGGCUGUGAGACCGCGGCGACGACACACCGAGCGAGCGCCCGGGCCUGAGGGGAGCGAUGCUGUGGUUCCAGGGCGCCAUCCCGGCGGCCAUCGCGUCUGCUAAGAGGAGCGGCGCGGUCUUCGUGGUGUUCGUGGCAGGGGACGAUGAGCAAUCUACACAGAUGGCUGCAAGUUGGGAAGAUGAGAAAGUGAGGGAAGCAUCAUCAGACAACUUUGUUGCUAUUAAAAUUGAUACUAAAAGCGAAGCCUGUCUACAGUUUUCACAAAUUUAUCCUGUAGUGUGUGUUCCGUCCAGUUUCUUUAUAGGAGACAGUGGAAUCCCUUUGGAAGUAAUAGCAGGGAGUGUUUCUGCAGAUGAACUUGUUACAAGAAUUCACAAAGUCCAACAGAUGCACUCAUCAAAAGGUGAAACAUCAGUGACAAAUGACAAACAGUCAGAAAGUUCCGUAUCUACCCCAUCUGCCUCAUUUGAACCUGACAUAUGUGAAAGUGCCGAGUCCAGAAAUACAGAGCUUUGUGAGACUCCAACUGCUUCUGACCCAAAGUCAGAUACUGCAGCAGGAGGAGAAUGCGCAGGUCAUGACAGCCUCUCUCAGGAGCCUCCUGGAUGUUUAAACCAGAGACCAGCAGAGGACCUCACCGUCAGAGUGGAAAGCAGAUUAACAAAAAAGCUUGAAGAAAGGAGAGAAGAGAAGAGGAAGGAAGAGGCCCAGAGAGAGAUUAAGAAGGAAAUUGAAAGGAGAAAAACUGGAAAGGAAAUGUUGGAUUAUAAAAGAAAACAAGAAGAAGAAUUAACAAAAAGAAUGUUAGAAGAAAGAAGCAGAGAAAAGGCAGAAGAUAGAGCAGCUCGGGAGCGCAUCAAGCAGCAGAUUGCACUGGAUCGUGCAGAAAGAGCUGCUCGUUUUGCAAAGACAAAGGAAGCAGAGGCUGCCAAAGCUGCUGCCUUGCUGGCCAAACAGGCAGAAGCAGAAGUCAAGAGGGAGUCUUCCACACGGGACAGAAGCACCAUUGCAAGAAUUCAGUUCCGGCUGCCUGAUGGUUCUUCCUUUACAAACCAGUUUCCUUCUGAUGCUCCUUUAGAAGAAGCAAGGCAGUUUGCUGCACAGACUGUUGGCAACACAUAUGGUAAUUUUUCACUAGCAACCAUGUUUCCCAGAAGAGAGUUCACCAGAGACGACUAUAAGAGGAAGCUGCUGGAUCUGGAGCUGGCCCCCAGCGCCUCCGUGGUGCUGCUGCCAGCAGGACGGCCAGCCACAUCCAUUGUCCCCUCUUCUAGUGGAGACAUUUGGACAUUACUGGGAACGGUGCUUUAUCCAUUCCUGGCCAUAUGGAGACUAAUUAGCAAUUUUUUAUUUAGUAAUCCUCCUCCUGCACAGACUUCAGCAAGAGCCACGUCCACAGAGCCUUCAAACUCGGCGUCAUCCAGCAAGUCAGAGAAAAGGGAACCCGUCCGGAAAAGAGUGCUGGAAAAACGAGGAGAAGACUUUAAAAAGGAGGGGAAAAUAUACCGACUGCGGACUCAAGAUGACGGCGAAGAUGAGAACAACACUUGGAAUGGGAACUCCACGCAGCAGAUGUAGUCCGGAGUAUACGCUCCCCGCUGCUUCCUUUAGGAUCCACUCAGCACUUUUCUGCUGGGGAAGUGGGUCUGCUCUAUGUUUCCAGACCAUUAUAGUCUAUUUCUGCUAAGAGAUUGUGAGUUAAGUUGUUUAACCUGAAAAAGUCAGAACAUGAAGUAGCUGGAUGCUAGGUCCUUGUCUAAUCAAUAGGGUAACCAGCUGCUCAGCCUAAAAGAAGCCAAGGCUGCCCCCGCCACCGCCACUUCCUACUCAGACUUCACAGCCCUCUACCCAGCGUUUCACUUAGGACACUUUCUGCUGCAAGAUCCUCAAGCCACACAGUAACUGGUAUGUCACUGAGUAGUCUGAGCCCCGAGCACUUAAGCGAGCUAAUCAGGUGAUAACUGAUGUUUAGCGUUUCUCUUUGCACUCAUCAGCCUCAAAAAAAUCUUGUUGUUUCUAAUCUUACUUAAAUAUUAAAUAAAAGUUUUCAAAAAACCAGAAUGAUCUUAUUUUUGCUGUAAAGCAUCUUUUUGUUGUACAGGGCUGUACCGAGGUCACUUUUGUUUGACUUUUUCCUCCCAGUGCUGCCCUGAUUCUGUCAGCAAAACAACUGACUGACUGCCUUUCUUUUAAAAAAUAAAAUGUAGAGACUGUG